Molecule: messenger RNA, 1917 nt
Organism: Rhodotorula toruloides NP11
Lineage: Eukaryota; Fungi; Basidiomycota; Microbotryomycetes; Sporidiobolales; Sporidiobolaceae
Product: calcineurin temperature suppressor Cts1
Exons: 5
Coding region: 1-1917 (638 amino acids)
Source: RefSeq, a predicted model, not a curated record
AUGGUCCAGCUCCCGCCGCCUCCCUCGCCGACAUCGGGAGAGCGCCUGCUUGGCACCCUGGUUGUCAUCGUCCUUCGCGCAAAGAACCUGCCCAACCGCGUCCGAAUCGGCAAGCAGAACCCUUAUGCGACGGUUACAUACGGGCUGCACAAGAAGCGGACGGACACGAUCGAGCGAGGAGGCCAGCAGCCUGAAUGGGACGCCGAGUUCCGCUUCGAGAUCCUCAAGGACGGUCUUGGCGGCGAGGAACAACUUGCAGCGGAGCAGAAGGCGGUCGUGACGCAGAAGGGAGGCGUUUUGCCAGCGAAGUCGGGGGCCGGAACCGGAACGGAGGCGGCGAGCAAGCACGAGAAGCGAGACUCGAACUCGCUUGUCGUUGCGCCUCUCGCGACGGGUUAUCCGCCAGGUCGGCGCGUCUUGCGAAUUGCUUGUUGGGCAGACGACGCGCGGGACCCUAAGCUGAUCGGCGAGGGCGAGCUGGACAUUGAGGAGACGAUCAAGGUCGGCAAAUUUGACGACUGGGUCAAGCUUGAGCGGAAAGGUCGGUACGCUGGCGAGGUCUACCUCGAGUUGACCUGGUAUUCGAACGAACCUCGCCCGGUGCGCACGUCGCGCAAGACAUCCGUCGCCGAGUCUCCGACUCGAGCAGGAGGUGCAUACGGCGGUGCCGGCUCACGCGUCGAGGAUCACUCGGGUAGCGAGGCCGGAACGGAAGAGUGGGAUGUAGGUAGCCAGGUGGGCUUGGGGAACAACCUGCACAAGGGCUCGCAGGCGAGCCUUAAUUCGGUCGCUUCUGCACCCGCCGAGCUCUCCGCAGAUUAUCCGGACGCCGAUGUCGCCCCUCUCGCCUCGUCCAUGUCGACAAUGUCGCUCUCCCGCCCACCUCUGCCGCAGCCACCCGCUUCCGUGACCUCGCCUCCGUACAGUCACCAGAUCCACACCUCGCAGUCCUACCAGCAGUUCCCGCUAGCCCCUCCGCCCACGCACUACGGCAGCUACAGCCACGCUCCUCCCGCCGCUUCAUACGCGAGCUACUCAGCGGCGCCGAGCUAUGCAGGGAUGCAGACCUAUCAACAGCCGUACGCUGGGUAUGGCGCACCGCCGAGCGAGUUUGGGCAGUACGCUCAGCCUCAGCAGGCACCGCAGCCGCCUCAGCAGCUUGGCGAGUUCGAGCAGCUCGCGCACGACCACUACGCCAGCCAAGGCUACCCCUACGCCUCGACCUCCUCGCACCGGCCGUUGCCGCAACCCACUCCUGCGCCUCCCGCGCCGCCGUCUAUGCAGUACGAUUCGUAUUCUUCUGCAUCCUAUGCGCCCCCUCCCGCACAAACGCCCUACCCGCAACCUCCUGUUCCACCCAUCCCUCCCAGCAACUCGGCUUACUGGCAACAGCAACGCGUGGCGCCGCCAACUUCCUCCUCGUAUCCAUCGCUGCCACACUCGAGCUCGCAGACGACAAUCUGCGCUCCGCCACAGCCACCUCAACCGCCCGCUCCCGCUUUCUCGCCCCCUCCAGCUUUCGCGCAUCCCCCUCCUCCCCCUUCCAUAGCCAAUACGUUCUCGCCCUUGCGGCAUUCUGGAUCGCUCCCUCAGAUGCCUCAGCCACCCAUCCCGCCUCAGCCGCCUUCGUUCGCCCCGCCGCCAGUCUUCUCCCCUCCCCCUCCUCCGCCUUCACUUCAGGGUUCGGCCACAUAUCUACCUCCGACGCAUCCAGCGCAGCCAAUCGCACCGCCCUACCAUCAACCUACACCGGCCCAUCACCAGCAGUACUCGCAAGAGUACGGCCAGCCGCCUCUCAUCGACACCGCAAGUCCCGCCUCAACGACGGGAGGUCCGCCAACGCCUACCUCGUCCGCUCGUCCGCCUCUGCCGCAGCCAUCGCCUAGACGGCUGCCGGGCGCUUUCGCAAGGCCGUAG